Molecule: messenger RNA, 2970 nt
Organism: Vespula vulgaris
Lineage: Eukaryota; Metazoa; Arthropoda; Insecta; Hymenoptera; Vespidae
Product: CD82 antigen-like
Exons: 6
Coding region: 250-1194 (314 amino acids)
Cellular component (GO): membrane
Source: RefSeq, a predicted model, not a curated record
CACUGUGCAUCCAUCGAGCUCGUGCGAGCUUUUCAGUAUUCGAAUACGCGCGAGUAAGUGAACUUCGUAAUCGAAUCGGAUCGAAAAGCACAUAUUGUAACGCGUCAUCCCCCAUAAUGACUUUCGUUAUUAUCUUUUCUCGUGUGAACAACGUGAAACUUUAACAUGUUCAUUAUAUAUUAACAACAAUUAUAAAAUUAAAUUAUAUUAAAAUACAUUUUAAUAUUGCCCAGUAUUCUUAUUAUUAUUAUGGAAACUAGGAAGCUAGCAUUGUCACGAGCUUGCGUGUGCUGCACGAAUAUUAUUUUUUUGAUAUCAGGUUUCAUUCUAAUGUCAUUAGGAGCGUUACUAUUGGCUGACAAUGAAAGAAUUUUACUAUCGCGUUUAUUAGGACCCAGUGAUGUUCAACCCGAUCAACCAUUGUUCUAUUACUUAGCCUUUGCCAUCUCUGCCUUUGGAUUUUUCAUAGCGAUAACUGGUCUUUUUGGAUGUUGGGCGGCUUGUCUUUUCAAUCAAUGUAUUACGAUAUCGUACGUAGUGACAAUAACGUUAUUACUACUUAGCGAGUGUACCAUAUUCAUUGUUGCUAUAUUCUGGCCCUACUUAUUGGGAAUCGAUGUUAGACCGGCCCGAUUGAUAAGGGCACUACAACGUAGUUACGCAGUUCCAGGACGAGAACAAUUCACGGCAGCUCUUGACCUCGCACAAACCACAUUUUCCUGUUGCGGCAUAAACGGAAGCAACAAUUACGGCACUUCGUGGUGGAGGCUGCAGGAAGUUGGUCGAAGAGAAUUGGUGGUACCUCUCAGUUGCUGCACCCUGAAUAACGCCAAUGAGACAGACUCCUUCCUUAAUCCUGAACCUGCCAAUCUCACUCUCUGUCAAGCUCUAAACCCCGCCGAACAUCAAUAUGCCCGCCACACGACGGGAUGUCUGGAAAUGAUCGAAAGAUGGACACAAGAGCAAGCGUUAAUCUUACUCGCCAUCGGUUUGUCGAUUAUCUUCGUCGAGGUCAGCGUCCUCUUAAGUACUUUCUUCGCAUGCUCGAAGAAUAGCAAGAGAAAGAAGUCGCAAACCUCAACGUUUACUUCCACGCAAACUCUGAGUCCAUUCAGUGAGAACGAUCAUGAUUUUGGAUUAGGAAUAGAAAAUAGAAUGCAUAUGUCCGGUACAACGUUCGGAGCCAAAUCAUGAAAAUGGUCGGGGGGCAGCGAGAAUUUGGAAGAAAAAAAAGUGAUCGAGCACGAAUACGAUAAAGCAACCAGACACAGUGGAAGAAGUAUAAUCGAGGAUUGGAAAGAUUCUUCGAAAUAUGACGAGAACGUUAUUAGAAGCGAUCAACUUUACGAGGAACGAGCUGUCGACGUAAUCAUGGAUUAUCAUAAUCAUCAGCAUAAUCAUCGUCAAGUAGAAAAAUUUCCUUCGGAGUGCAACAAAGGAUCUUCUUUGUUAAGAAUCGAUAUUCCGAAGGAGAAUGAAGAGAGCAAAGAGAGUGUGAUAAAAAUUAAACGACCACAAGGUGGUGGAACCGUCAGAAGUAUACCAAUAAAAGAUUAUCAAUCUUCCAUAGCUCAGAAUAUAGGGACGUUAAGAAGAUCGAUGGCUCCGCAAUUGCAAUUUGAGUCUCUAGUUUCCGAACCUGAAAAGAAUAUUUCAAUGAUUCCUUCAAAACAGAGAACAUCCAUUAUUAAUAACGAUACCUCGAAUAAUCAACAACGUUCAAUGAUUCCAUUAGAGCCCGAAAAGUCGAGUAAUCCUUGCCAUGAAAUUUCAAAAUGCCUCGACACGCUAACGAGAAAAGAGGACAGUAUCAACGAUGGAAAGUCCAUGGAAAGCGUUCGUAAGGGAAGCGUUCGCGAUUUCAACGACACGGCCAAUUACUUUCGCAGAUCGUAUAGAAAAAGGUUAAGCUCCAAUUGUCGUAAAACGCGAGAUAGCAAAGACGAUAAAGAAUUUGCUCGUACGCGUGGUCACGUAGGUCAGAAAAUAUACGUUUAUGAGGAGAAUGCUCGUCGUAGCGAAAGAAAUUUCGAUCCUAUUCUAGAUCCGAAGAAACAUCGAACUAUCGGUGUACCUUUGGUUGGAAUGCAUAAUGCUUGUGGACUACCCGUUAUAGCAUCUUGGAACGAUACUGAAAUUUUUCAACCUCUUCGAACGAGUACCACAGUGUUAGGGACAUUGGCUCCUGUUUUAGGAGGAUCUAGAGUUUCUUCCAACCUUCGAAGAAGAACACAUCCCAAGAGAAGAGCUCCUGAUCCAAUUCGAUCCAAUCACACACUAGCUCGAGUCGUUAAACGCAACGAUUCUAAAAGAUCGACUAUAAAAGGUGAUGAUGAAAACAAUACGAAAAGAAAAAGGAAUCGCUUAUCUUUCAAAACUAUGAAUCGUCCUAAUGUAUCCUCAAAAAAUUCUUUCAAACGAACUGUCCGAGGUGGAAAAUAUACGCUUGGAAAAGCAUCUUUAACGAAUACUUUGGAUAGAAAAGUUUCCAAAGGGAAUGCAAAAAGAAGAACCCUUUAUGCCAGAGAUGACGGUGAGGAAGCUGUGCAGGCUUUAAAAAAUUUGUGCUUGAAUCCCUUGGCGCGAAAUGAAUCUCAGGAGGAUAUGAUGUGGUGAUCAAAAAUGUUACCUGCGACAAAGCGAAGGAUGUGAUUUUCGUUUUUGUUUAUUUGUAAAUAAAUGGACGCUAUAAAUUAUUCACUGACCCAAAGGUUUUCUAAUAAAUGAAAAUCCUUGCUGCCCUCGCUGAUAAAUCAAUCAUGUGUGUUUAGCGUAACUCGUUCUAUUUAUUUUAAUUGAAGUAUGAUUUCGAUGUAACCUGCGUGUUUAGAAUUUUAGAAUUGAUUGAUAUAUGAAUAUCUGCCCUCAUUGAUUAUAUGAAAUAUCAAAGUUAAUUGUUCUGUUACUAUGAUUUUUAAGAAUAUUGUUUUACGAUCUAGUAGGUAUGAAUAUAUCAUUUAAAUAAAAUAA